GGUGCUGCAGGCAGAGGCUGAGGAUGGCUCCUUUCCCACCCGCACUGGCUCUGCCGCUGCUGCCGCCGCUGCUGCUGCUGCUGGCGGCCGUUAACCCUGCCGACGCCAACGGCCACUAUGACAAGAUCUUGGCCCACAGCCGGAUCAGGGCCCGCGAUCAGGGCCCCAACGUGUGCGCCCUGCAGCAGAUCCUGGGCACCAAGAAGAAGUACUUCAGCACCUGCCGGAACUGGUACCAGGGGGCCAUCUGCGGGAAGAAAACGACCGUGUUGUACGAGUGCUGCCCCGGGUACAUGAAGAUGGAGGGGAUGCAGGGCUGCCCGGCAGUGAUGCCCAUCGACCACGUCUACGGCACGCUGGGCAUCGUGGGGGCCACCACCACGCAGCGCUACUCCGACAUCUCCAAGCUGCGGGAGGAGAUCGAAGGCAAAGGCUCCUUCACCUACUUCGCACCCAGCAACGACGCCUGGGACAACUUGGACCCGGACAUUCGCAGAGGUCUGGAGAGCAACGUGAAUGUUGAGCUGCUGAACGCUCUGCACAGCCACAUGGUCAACAAGAGAAUGUUAACCAAGGACUUGAAAAACGGCAUGAUCAUCCCUUCGAUGUACAACAAUCUGGGACUUUUCAUUAACCACUAUCCUAACGGGGUCGUCACCGUGAACUGUGCGCGCAUCAUCCACGGGAACCAGAUCGCCACCAACGGCGUGGUGCACGUCAUCGACCGCGUGCUCACCCAGAUCGGCACCUCCAUUCAAGACUUCAUCGAGGCCGAAGACGACCUCUCGUCGUUCCGGGCGGCCGCCAUCACGUCUGACAUCAUGGAAACCCUCGGCCGAGACGGCCACUUCACGCUCUUCGCUCCCACCAACGAGGCUUUUCAGAGACUUCCCCGAGGGGUCCUGGAGAGGAUCAUGGGAGACAAGGUGGCUUCCGAAGCUCUCAUGAAGUACCACAUCCUAAACACGCUCCAGUGCUCGGAGGCCAUCACGGGAGGCGCGGUCUUUGAGACCCUGGAAGGGGACACCAUUGAGAUCGGAUGCGACGGCGACAGCAUCACGGUGAACGGGAUCAAAAUGGUGAACAAAAAAGACAUCGUGACGAACAACGGCGUCAUCCACCUGAUCGACCAGGUCCUCAUCCCCGAUGCUGCCAAACAAGUCCUGGAGCUGGCCGGGAAGCAGCAAACCACCUUCACGGACCUCAUGGCCCAGCUGGGGCUGGCGUCCACGCUGCGACCCGACAGGGAGUACACCUUGCUGGCCCCCGUGAACACCGCCUUCUCGGAUGAUACCCUGCGCAUGGACCAGCGGCUUCUGAAGUUAAUUCUGCAGAAUCACAUCCUGAAAGUGAAAGUUGGCCUCAGCGAGCUUUACAACGGACAGAAACUCGAGACCGUCGGAGGCAAACAGCUCAGGGUCUUCGUGUAUCGGACGGCCGUCUGCAUCGAGAACUCCUGCAUGGUGAGAGGCAGCAAGCAAGGCAGGAACGGCGCCAUCCACAUAUUCCGAGAGAUCAUCAAGCCGGCAGAUAAGUCCCUCCACGACAGGCUGAAGCAGGACAAGCGCUUCAGCAUCUUCCUCAGCCUUCUGGAAGCUGCGGACUUGAAGGAACUCCUGACGCAGCCCGGGGACUGGACGUUGUUCGUCCCAACCAACGACGCCUUUAAGGGGAUGACGAACGAGGAGAAGGAAGUUCUGAUCCGCAACAAAAACGCCCUCCAAAACAUCAUCCUGUACCACCUGACUCCCGGCGUUUUCAUCGGGAAGGGUUUCGAGCCUGGCGUCACCAACAUCCUCAAGACCACGCAAGGCAGCAAAAUCUACCUGAAAGGAGUGAAUGACACACUGCUGGUGAACGAGCUGAAAUCCAAGGAGUCCGACAUCAUGACCACGAACGGCGUCAUCCACGUGGUGGAUAAGCUUCUCUACCCGGCAGACACCCCUAUUGGCAACGACCAGCUGCUGGACAUACUCAACAAGCUGGUCAAAUACAUCCAGAUUAAGUUCGUCCGCGGCAGCACCUUCAAAGAAAUCCCCAUGACUGUCUACACAACUAAAAUUAUAACCAAAGUUGUGGAACCAAAAAUUAAAGUGAUUGAAGGCAGUCUUCAGCCUAUUAUCAAAACUGAAGGACCCACCGUAACCCAGGUGAGCCUCGACGGGGACCCCGAGUUCAGGCUGAUUAAAGAAGGCGAAGCGGUAACGGAGAUCAUCCAUGGAGAGCCAAUUAUUAAAAAAUACACCAAAAUCAUUGAUGGAGUGCCCAUGGAAAUAACCGAAAAGGAGACGAGGGAAGAGCGGAUCAUUACAGGCCCCGAAAUAAAGUAUACCAGGAUCACGGCUGGUGGUGGGGAAACAGAAGAAACGCUGAAGAAGUUGUUGCAAGAAGAGGUCACCAAAGUCACCAAACUCAUUGAAGGGGGUGAUGGCCACUUAUUUGAAGAUGAAGAAAUUAAAAGACUGCUUCAGGGAGACACACCUGUGAGGAAGGCACAAGCCAACAGAAGAGUUCAAGGGUCCAGAAGGCGGUCCAGGGAAGAAGAUUCUCAUUGAGAACCCAGACCGGACGACAGCGUUUCCACAGCCCUGCCCCCCCGGCCCUACAGGAAGACGACAAGCGAGCGCCCCCGCGACUUCAGGAAACGCACCAGCACCCCCAAAAAGCAGCCACUGAACAGUGCCAAAUAAACACAAACUUAGUUUCUGUUUGAAUAGAGAACAGGAGGGAAAUUGUGGGUUAGCCUCCUGUGGGUGGGAACGGAGAGAAUCAGAACACAUUUCAGACUUUUACAGCUUGACAUUGGAAGUUCUGGCCGACCUGGCGAUCCAUCAGAGAAAACCCCACCACCGGCCUCCGUACAAUUCAACCCUCGAGUGCCGUGCCGCGUUCCCCUCCGGAAGACGGAGCCUUGAACUGACUGAGUGGGUAGAAAAAAUGCAGGCAAUCAGCCCCCCCCACCCCCAAUGGAAAGCUAAGCUAUGGAAAAGGGUGCUCAGGUCAAAAAAAAAAAUACAACUUUUACAUCAAAAGGUUUUGCACAUUUCUAAUGCAAUGUGGGUUUACCGGUAAAUUAUGUUACUUCUACAACUCAUUUUGUACUCUUGAAUGUUUGUCAUAUGCUUACUGCAAUGCCUAUUUUUUAUCUCAGACAUUUCCCUAAGACUGUUUUUCGGGUAUAAAGAGAAUUACUCCAAAUUUGGUAAUUCACAAAACUCUAGGUCUAAGUUAAUAAGUGGAUUGAACAUGGGAACAGGACUUUAUACCUCUUUUUAUAUCAAAUACUCAUUAAAGGAAGUUGAAUAAA
Phyllostomus hastatus (greater spear-nosed bat) is the source of this 3307-nucleotide messenger RNA. RefSeq names its product periostin (gene POSTN). NCBI's taxonomy places the organism in Eukaryota, Metazoa, Chordata, Mammalia, Chiroptera, Phyllostomidae. Gene Ontology annotation, molecular function: protein binding. The transcript is spliced from 23 exons. The record is from RefSeq and is a predicted model, not a curated record. The coding region runs from base 24 to 2555 and encodes 843 amino acids.